Triplophysa rosa is the source of this 2613-nucleotide messenger RNA. It is a transcript of the gene uvrag, whose product is annotated as UV radiation resistance associated gene. Gene Ontology annotation, biological process: SNARE complex assembly. Gene Ontology annotation, molecular function: SNARE binding. The transcript has 15 exons. Lineage: Eukaryota; Metazoa; Chordata; Actinopteri; Cypriniformes; Nemacheilidae. The record is from RefSeq and is a predicted model, not a curated record. Gene Ontology annotation, cellular component: lytic vacuole; endosome. Bases 227 to 2350 code for a protein of 707 amino acids.
UUUGCCAUCAAGGUCGCGUUAAUGGCUUCCUAGUCAAGACUUACUUUGUUUAUGCCGCGGUGCGGAGCCAAGUAGCUGCAUUUAGCGUCCGUAUAAUACAUUAUUUGACAGAUCUCUUUGUUUAAAAAGAAAGCGUUGACUCUGACCCUCCGUGCCUGACAGUUUCUCGCCGAUGGGACUGAGUUACAUGGCUGAAUGAGGCGAUCGUCCGUGGUGCCGUAGAAGGAUGAACUCCAUCGCCGGUCGGGAUCUCGCAGUGUCCGCUGGUGCUGCUGUCAGCAACCCGGGAGCGGCAUCAUCCAGAGUCUUGCACGUGGAGCUCACAUCACAACAGAGGCGAUUACGGCACUUGAAGAGCAUCGCGGCCCGUAACAUCGUGAACAAGAAUGGGUCUCCUCUGCUCGACACUUACUUCACCCUUCAUCUGUGCCAGGAUGAUCGGAUAUCACGAGAUUUUUAUAAGAGUGAGAUCAUCCAAGACUCAUUGAACCCGACAUGGCGGAGUUUAGAUUUCGCCAUGCUGCCGGAUCUUUUAGACACGUCUGUGUCGUGUUUUGUUGUGAGAAUAUGGGGAGGGAGGGGGGAACACUUUCAACAGCUCAUUGAGUGGAAGGUCAACCUGGAUGGGCUCAGAUAUACGGGACAGCAGAUUCGCUCCAGAAACCCGAAUGAGAUCAUCUUUGGACUAAAUGAUGGCUACUAUGCAGCUGAAUUCGAUCAAAAGGAGACUUCGGACAGAAAGAAGAAUAGUUUGCUCCAGGUGGACCAAAGCUCUGUCAGAAACUCCUACAGUGUUUUCUCCCUGCUGAGGCUACACACAGCCCAGAGAGCCAUUAAACAGACUCAGGUGACAGUACAGAAGAUCGGAAAAGAAAUCGAAGAGAAACUAAGGACGACAGCAUCCUGCACCGAAAAGAAGAAAGAGAGGGAAGGCAUGCAGCUGCGCAUCGGCAUCCUGAGGUGUGAGUUGGAGAGACAGAAGAAAGCUCUGGCCAAAGAGAUGGACGUGCUACAGAAAGAAAGAGCACAGCUACAGAAGAAAGAGGAGGCGUCGUCGACCAAACACCAGGGCCUGGAGUCUGAGCGCACGUCUUUAACAGAGCUGGUGAAGGAAUGCACUGCCAAAAGAGAGAUGUUUCUCAAAUCCAAUGCCCAGCUCACCUUCCGCUGUCGUCAGCUUAUAUCGGAGCUGUCCUACAUUUAUCCCAUUGAUGUGAACAAUCAGAAUGAUUAUGUUAUAUGUGGUGUGAAACUGCCCAAUUCUGAGGACUUUCAAGCAAAGGAUGAUGGGAGCGUGGCGGUGGCUCUGGGUUACACGGCACACCUGGUGAUGAUGAUAUCGUUCUUCCUGCAGGUACCUCUCAGGUACCCCAUCAUCCACAAGGGAUCUCGCUCCUCCAUCAAAGACACCAUCACCGACAAACUCACAGAGAAGGAGAGAGAGUUCCCCCUUUACCCCAGAGGAGAGCGAUUCCAGUUCGAAUACGGCGUCUACUUGCUCAACAAAAACAUUGCACAGUUGAGGUAUCAGCAUGGACUCUCCACUCCGGACCUGCGUCAGACAUUGCCCAACUUGAAGAACUUUUUGGAGCACGGACUGCUUGUGCGAUGUGAUAGGCACCACGUCUCCAUGUCUAUCCCUGUUCCUCUGAAAUCUCAGCUCAGCGUCUCCACCGCAUCCGAAGUGGGCUUUCCUACCCAGACCAGCUCCCCUGAACGGAGCGUCAAGAAGCGGGCUAGUUCCGACACUGACAGACAGAAAUACAGAACACCUCCACCCAGUUACACCACAGCCACGGCUCAACCCGCUCUGGAGGUUCCACCUGAGCUGUCCUCAGCUUUACCCGCUAGCCCGGAAAUAGCCGCAACCGUUGAUGCUGAUGGGGAUGGAGAGGUAGAGGCUGUAACCGAGGCAUACCCAGAGACAGUGGAGGUACCUGUGGAGAUGCCUACAGACAUAGCAAGCUGUACCAUACCUUCUGACUGUAUCACUAGCUCCGCCCCCCAGCACCCAGGGACCCUGAAUGGCUCUGCCAUGCCUAGUGAAGGUGCAGGAUUGGGUGUUGUGGGUGGGGCGGAGCUUUGCUGCUCGGUGGAGCAGGCUGAGGAGAUAAUGGGCACCGAUGCCACCGGGCUUGGGUUGGGACUGGGUUUAGGAAUGGGAUUGGGCGGAGGCGAGAGACUGGACGAUUACCCGUGUAUUCCCGUGGAGCACGCGGUGGCGGUCGAGUGCGACGAACAGGUGCUGGGGGAGUUCGACACCGCUGGGAUCGAGGAGGUCUCGCGGCGCAUCUAUGCACUAGAGAACAUGUCUAGCUUCCGACGGCCUCGGAAGAACUCCGAAAAAUGAUUUGAAGACAGGAUGUGGACCUGGAGAAACGGGCUCGGAGGUUUAAGAUAACAGGUGCCCAAGUAGGACGGUGACAACUCGCGUAACAUUUCACCCUGACUGCAACAAGUAUAGACAUUACAUGAAGAAAUAUAUUAUUGUUAUUAAUAUUGUUAUAUUAAUUAUUAAUAUUAAUAGGAAGAAUCUGGAAUAUUGACUUUGCACUUCUCAAAGCAUUUCUAUAAUCCUUUAAAGUGAAAUAAACAGAAUGUUUGUUGUUGAAA